GGCGAGCGAGAAAGAGACAGGGUGCAGAGUAGUGUUGGAUUUGCCAUUUGAUUUGCAGGGUGGUGAUUUGUACGCUUGGUUGGCAGGAGUUUGGUCUUGGCAGUGUGCUGUGGGACGUCAGUGAGGUGGCACCGUAGCAGAUACUGUGAACUAAGGAGGCUGCAGUGAGGAACUUGCUGUCCCUGGCUGCUAUGGUGUUAGUACCGCCGUGCAUGGAGGAAGAGCUGCAGUACUUCAGGGUAGUGGUAGUGGUGUACCUUAAGCGCGUUGGGUCGGUGUGCGGUUGGGCCUAUAGGGUGUGAGGGUCCUGUGGUACUGGUUAGGGUGGGACAGUGUCAGUGGCAUAUAACAUUUCUUGUGUUGGUGCGUGAAGUGUUUAUUUCUCCUGUUUAUUUGUAUGUGGAUUUACCCAUUUUCUCAUGGGAUCAGGUAUUUUGGAGUGCCAGCAGUGUGGCCUCCAAGAGUUUUAAGCACUCAUAUCAUAUUUUAUUUGUGUUUUCUUUAUUAUGUACUCAACCAUUAAAUUUUUAAAUUGUGGCCUGGGUUUCUGUGAACCUAAGCAGGAGGUUUUAAAUUAAUCAGUGGGUUCUUGUGGUGAGUGCUUGGUGAGCCUAAUUAAGGUAGGUUAACUGUGCCCUAGUUUUGCACUCAUUACAAUUGGUAGCAGAGCGUAGUUUUAUGCCCUUUUGGGGAAAUUGUUUCAAACUCCUGCUUGGGUCCAGUGCUUUUGGCAGAAUCCACUUAAGUGUUAGUGUGGCACUACUCCUGCACAAUGGAGGAUUUGUUGUGUUUGGGUGAUGUUGAUGGCCAAGGUGUAGCUGGGGUUAAAGUGGAGUGUAAGGAGGAGAGCAGAAAGGUGGAAGUGACCCCAGAGGUAGUUAAUAACUUAAUCAGUACCAAUGCUCAGUUAUCCCAAGCAGUGGCAUAACUGUGUAAUAAGUUUGACCAAAUGGGGCACAUGCAAAACAUGGUGUGGUCACGUCCUGUCCCCACUAUUGGAAAAUUCUCUGGAAGGGUACGGAAGGCCAGUGAGUUGGAUGACUGGGUAGAGGAUGCCACAGAGAAAAUAAAGCAGCUGGGAUUACAGGGCUCUGAGGGAGUGUCAUACCUGUGUGGGUUCUUGGAAGGCCCAGCCCGUCGAAGGGUCCGCAACAGUACUGUGAAGACUGUGUCUGACCUUUUUGAUUGUUUGAGGUCUGCUUUUGGACCAGAACUGAAUUAUGCAGACUUAGAAAAACAGCUGCAUGCUCGGGUUCAACAGCCGGGUGAAGGAGUGUGGGAAUUUGCUGAUUCUCUGGGUGUUAUUGUGGAUAAAAUGUACAAAGUGAGAGACAAGGGAGAUAAAGAACGGCAAUGGCUGCUAACUACAUGGUUCUGUAGGAAUUUGAGAGACAGAAAAGUAGGAGUGAAGUUGGGAAAAUGGUGGGAAAAGCACCAGCCUGUGAAGUGGGAGGACAUGGUUCAGCGAGCAGCAGACCAAGUGAGUGAGGCUGAGCGGAUUGUGAAGGAGGAAGCAGAGUUAGUGAGUGGGAAAAAGCCAGAGAGAGUUGUGAGGAGUACCCUUUCUUCACCAUCUUGCUCCUUGUGUGGACAACAUGGACACUUGGGAUAUCAGUGUGAACGGUUCAAGGAGUUGGUGUCCAAGACAGCGGGAAAACGGGAGUCCUUGAGAACAAGGGGCCAGCUCUCAAGGCCUGACGACAGGGUCCCCACUACAGCUCAGAUAAGGAGUGUGACUAAUGUGACCGAGGAACGGAAUGAUGUAAAAAGAGGGAAAGUUAAGUUGUUUGGAAAGACUCUGAGGAUAGAUGCGUUGGUGAAUGGUAUACCUGUAAGUGCUCUGGCUGAUUCUAGUGCUGAGGUCAGUCUGGUGACAGAGGAAUGGUACAAACAGCACCUCCUCCCCAAGCAAGCUGUGAUCUAUGGGAUGGACAUUCGGAUUACAGAUGCAAAUGGGAGGGAAAUUCCCUGUUUGGGUUAUGUGAAGGUGAAUGUGGAAAUUGAGGGAAAAAGUGUUAAAGACUGUGGACUUUUUGUGAAAGGUGGUGGUGGGGAGAGUGGUGUGGUGCAGGGCACUACAUUGCCAGUGCUGUUUGGGAUGAAUGUGUUGAAGGGAGCCGUGCACCUGGGGCUAACUGAGAAGUGGGGCAGGUGUGUCCGUGCCAUUGAGGCAAAAUUGAGGGUGACACAACAGCCUCUGGGGUUUGCUGUAAUUCAGCAGCAACAGGAUUUAGUAAUCCCGGCUGGUACCAGAAGAAUAAUGAGAGUGUUUGUGGAAAGUUUACAGGAAGUAGAUGUAGAUAGUGUGGUGUUGGAGCCCUUAGUGCCUGGUGAGGGCUACUGGGUGCCUGAAGGUUUGUGUAUAUUUCCCAGUUAUACCAGAGUGGUUAAGGGUGAAGGAUGGCUGUCAGUGGGUAACCUGGGACAAGCAGAUGUGCAAUUCAGGCCACAGUGGAAGGUAGCCAAAGUUUCUCAUGGAAGGGAGGUUACUGUGGGAAGAGCUCACACACACACAGUAGCUCAGACUGCACCUCCUUCAGUGGUUAAGGAGUUCAGGGACAGACUAGGGGUGCAGGUGGAUGAGAGUCAGCUUGAUUCAGCACAGUUGGAGAGACUGGAUGGAUUGAUCCAUGAGUACGGAGAUGUGUUUGCUGAAAACGAGCAGGAUUUGGGAUGUGCUACUGGAGUGGAGCAUGAAAUUCACCUCAAUAGUGCAGUGCCCAUUCGCCUUCCAUACAGACAUAUUCCUCCCCCAUGUAUCACUGAGGUUAAAGCUCAUGUAAAGGGACUGUUGGAACAGGGAGUAAUAGAGGAGAGUGUGAGCCCAUAUGCAGCCCCAAUAGUGAUGGUGAGGAAGAAAGAUGGUUCGCUGCGACUUUGUGUUGAUUAUCGAAGGCUGAAUGAGGUGACAGUGAAAGAUGCCUUCCCAUUACCAAGGGUACAAGACACACUAGAUGCAUUAGCCGGGGCACAGUAUUUUUCUUCUUUUGAUUUAGCUGCAGGUUAUCAUCAGAUUCUUGUGCGGGCAGAAGACCGGCCCAAGACUGCUUUUGUAACACCAUUUGGCCAUUAUCAAUAUGUGCGCUGUCCUAUGGGGUUAUCCAAUAGCCCAGCAACAUUCCAAAGGUUUAUGGAGUAUGUGUUUAGCGAUCAGGUUUUUGUGACUCUUUUGGUGUAUCUGGAUGAUUUGUUGGUGUUUGCUCGGAGUGUGGAUGAGCAUCUGGAUAGACUGGAGGGAAUGUUGAAGCUUUUGAGGAAACAUGGGCUGAAGUUGAAACCUUCCAAAUGCCACAUACUAAAGCCCCAGGUUAGGUACCUUUGAUUUAUCAUUUCUAAGGAGGGAAUUAAUACAGACCCAGAGAAAAUACGGGCUGUACAGGAGUGGCCAGUUCCGCACACUGUUAGGUAGGUCAGGGCAUUUGUCGCAUUCUGCUCCUUUUACAGAAGGUUUGUGAAAAAU
Messenger RNA from Scylla paramamosain (green mud crab), 3460 nucleotides. RefSeq lists its product as uncharacterized. The record is from RefSeq and is a predicted model, not a curated record. The transcript is spliced from 2 exons. Bases 950 to 3322 code for a protein of 790 amino acids. Lineage: Eukaryota; Metazoa; Arthropoda; Malacostraca; Decapoda; Portunidae.